UUUUGUUGCAGACGCGUUUCUCCGAAUUGACCUGGAAAGAAGGGAUUAACCCAAGUGGAGUGUAGCUGAGCUUGUUAGGAUGUCGGUGCCUUUCUCAAACACUCACCUGCGUGUUCCCCGGGGCUUUGGGGACUUACUGGAGGGGCUGGCCAGAGAGGUGCUGAGAGACCAGCCUAAGGACAUCCCCGCAUUUGCUGCCCUGUACUUCAGGAAACUCCUGCAGGAGAGAGAAGGCAGUGGCAUGGACCCUGCUGAGUGGACUGACAGAUGUCAAGAUAGACUCUACGAUUACUCAUUUAAGAUAAAGCCGAGACCAGUUGAUGCCAGUGACACUAGCACGCCUGUGACUAGCCCUGGAUCCACAAAGAAAGAAGAAGCCGACUCUCUUGAAAAUCAGGACACCGAAAUUAUCAUGCCUGUUCAAGUUUCAGCUGUCUCAUCUGCAAACUUUGACAUUUUGGAGGACGUGCCAGGCAUUGACGCUGAACUUUCCAGCGUGAAUGACAGUGAUAACACAACUGCAUUGAUAACCGGAUCUGACGGAGGCACGGCCAGUGUGAAUAUAUGUGCUAAAGAGCUCGACGAUCCCGAAGGAGGUGUGGCCGAUGAAGAUGUAUGUGCCAAAGAGUUGAGACAACCUGGGGAAGAAAAUGUCAAUGCAGAUAUAGGUGCUGAAGACAAGAGGGAUUCUGAUGAAGGUGUGGACAAUAUCGAUAUAUGCUCUAAAGAGCUGAGACAUCCAGACGAAAGUACAGAUGAGGACAAGACAAGAAUGGAUGUGGCAGGCACUGAAGAUGGGUCACUCCCCAAUGUCCAGACUCAGGCCAAGGAGGAGGCAUCUACUACAACCACGGAACCGGAGGGAUUACCACUGGAGGAAGUCGCAGAGGAACAAUCAUCCACAGUAGAGGCAGAAGGAGAACCACAAGAGAAGGUGUCAGAAACUGCUGAUCACAGCAACCAGGAACUAUCGGAGGGAGAAGCGAAGGAUGUAAUUAAUCCUGAGAGUGAGAACAACCAAGAGGGUCAGAGUGGCUCGGAGCCUGUUCCAGAUGCAUAGAGUGUGAGGAAGGGUAUCCCUUGGACAGCAUGCCAGUCCAUCAUACGCCAGUUAUGUACACACACAGGUUUAUAGUUAAGCUCACCUGAAAUGCUUCUCUGUUCUGUGGGAGGAAACCAAAGCACAUGAAGGAAACCCACGCAAGCGUUGGAACACGACAA
Scleropages formosus (Asian bonytongue) is the source of this 1221-nucleotide messenger RNA. RefSeq lists its product as uncharacterized. The record is from RefSeq and is a predicted model, not a curated record. The transcript is spliced from 7 exons. Gene Ontology annotation, molecular function: calmodulin binding. NCBI's taxonomy places the organism in Eukaryota, Metazoa, Chordata, Actinopteri, Osteoglossiformes, Osteoglossidae. The coding region runs from base 80 to 1060 and encodes 326 amino acids.